Bursaphelenchus okinawaensis is the source of this 715-nucleotide messenger RNA. The record is from the annotation of a GenBank genome assembly. Lineage: Eukaryota; Metazoa; Nematoda; Chromadorea; Rhabditida; Aphelenchoididae.
AUGACAAAAUUGAUUACGUUAGGUUCUGUAUUGCUCGUACUAUUUGUAGUAGAAACGACGUCAACAAGAUUAAAUUGCAAUUCAUAUCAAGAUGGUGAGUUUAAUUUUACAUGUCUUUGAUAAUUUUACGGUAUUCUAUAAACAAAGUAGAAUUUGGUUUAAGCUAAAUCUGUAAGAAGGCCGGGUUGAGUUCAGUUUUUCGUCCUAGCCCACAAGUCGAGUCCUAAUUUUACCCUGUUAGUUUUACGUUAAGUAACGCUAUUCUUAUCAUUGUAAAAAUAAUAAGAAAAAUGAUUUUGCUUCAAUAUUUUCUUAUUUUAGGCCGCCCUCUUACUUGGACUGGUUUCGAAACCUGUGCUGAAGAUGUAUCGUAUUGUUUGAAAAGUGUGAACAAAGGAAGUCAUCGCACUUUACAGUAAGAUUUAUAUUUACUUCUUCUUCAUUUUAUUUCGUAUUUUAUCAAAAAUUUUUUAACUUUUGUUACCUAGUUAAAGACUAUAGUAAUACAGAUUUACCUAAUGCUACAGGAUUACAUAUUACUAUACUUUUCAGUUCAUGUGACCGCAAACAUGUGUGUAAGGCUGGAGACACUAGCGUAUCUGACAGCAACUACGAUUACUACUGUUGCAGUGAAGAAAAAUGCAACUCAGCUACAACUAUUGGUGUUGGUGUAGCAACUUUAACAUUGAUGGGUCUGAAAGCAUUAGUUCUCUAA